Hibiscus syriacus is the source of this 1430-nucleotide messenger RNA. RefSeq names its product UDP-glycosyltransferase 79B6-like. NCBI's taxonomy places the organism in Eukaryota, Viridiplantae, Streptophyta, Magnoliopsida, Malvales, Malvaceae. Gene Ontology annotation, molecular function: UDP-glycosyltransferase activity. The record is from RefSeq and is a predicted model, not a curated record. The transcript has a single exon. The coding region runs from base 39 to 1418 and encodes 459 amino acids.
GUGUUUAGCCUCUGGGAUCACCCGUGUCAUCAAAAAAGAUGAGCAAACCCGACUGCUCAAAGCUUCACAUCGCCAUGUUUCCAUGGGUUGCCUAUGGUCACUUCAUCCCCUUCCUUCAUCUCUCAAAUAAACUGGCUCAGAAAGGCCAUAAAAUAUCCUUCCUUUUGCCUAAAGGUGUUCAACCAAGGCUUGAAAACAUGAACCAUUUCCCCGACCUUAUUCAAUUCUUUCCUCUCCUUCUUCCUCAAGUCGAUGGUCUCCCUCCAGGUGCUGAAACCGCAUCUGUUGUUCCUAUGAACCAACAAAAGUACCUUGCUUUUUCCGUUGACCAAACCCGAGAUCAAGUUGAAUCCAUCUUCAAGGUUCUAAAACCUGAUGUGGUUUUUUAUGAUUUCUGGUUUUGGAUUCCUGACUUGGCUCGCCAACUCGGCAUCAGUCCCAUAUUCUAUUCAGUGGUUUGCUCAAUGGGGAUGGGGUUGGGGUUAAACGCUAAGAAACUAACCAGGGAAACCACGGUAGAAGAGGCGAUAGAAUUGCCUCCUGGUUACCCUUCUUCCACUGUGAGACUCAAAGCUGAAGAGGCUCCUUCAUUGUUGUUUGUUGUUGAGGAUUUUGGGAGUGGACUUUCAUUUGAUGAACGGAUAAGGGUAGGUUUGAUAGAAAGUGAUGCAAUUGCCUUCAGGACUUACCGUGAAAUCGAGGGACCAUUUCUUGACUACGUAGCUCAAGGAUCUGGGAAGCCAGUUUUGUUAUCAGGGCCUUGCUUGCCCGGAACAGAGACCCAACAACUUGAUGACAAAUGGGUUAAAUUGCUAAGCCAGUUCGAGCCAAGGUCUGUGGUGUUCUGUGCAUUCGGAAGCCAGAGUCAAUUGCAGAAGGAUGAGUUCCAGGAGUUGGUCCUUGGGUUCGAGUUAUGUGGACACCCAUUUUUGGUAGCUUUAAAGCCACCCAAAGGAUGCUCGAGUGUUGAAGAAGCCCUGCCUGAGGGGUUCCAAGAUAGGGUUAAGGGAAGAGGGUUGGUUUAUGAUGAUUGGGUUCCACAACAACUAUUGUUGCAACACCCAAGCAUUGGGUGUUUCGUGAACCACUGUGGGUAUGGAACAAUGUGGGAGUUUUUGCUUAGUGACUGUCAGAUCGUGUUGAUUCCUGAACUAACAGAUCAAAUUCUGAACACGAGGUUGAUGGUGAAUGAACUGAAUAUUGGUGUUGAAGUAGAGAGAGAUAAAAACAGGCAGGUAUCAAAGGAGUCAUUGAGUGAAGCCGUCAAGUUUGUGAUGGACAAAGACAAUGAAACAGCUAAUAUGUUCAGGGCUAACCAUGCCAAGCUGAAGGAAACACUUUCCAACAAAGAUCUUCAAGAACAAUAUAUCAACAAUUUCAUUCAAGCUCUAAAAGAUCUUGUUAAAAGGAAGUCUUAAGAUGCAAAACAA